This is a messenger RNA of Marmota monax (woodchuck), 2566 nucleotides long. RefSeq names its product chromosome unknown C16orf87 homolog (gene Hdip1). The record is from RefSeq and is a predicted model, not a curated record. The transcript has 4 exons. The coding region runs from base 116 to 529 and encodes 137 amino acids. NCBI's taxonomy places the organism in Eukaryota, Metazoa, Chordata, Mammalia, Rodentia, Sciuridae.
GCGCGCCGCCAGAUCUUUGGUCAGACCUGCGGGAGUGGGGACGGGGCGGGCGGAGGCCGGGCUGCUGAGGUACUUAGGGGAGGAGCCCGAGCCGUCGCUGCCGAAGGAGAGGAGCAUGUCUGCAACUCGAGCCAAGAAAGUGAAGAUGGCCACCAAAUCAUGCCCCGAGUGCGACCAACAGGUUCCUGUUGCUUGUAAAUCAUGUCCCUGUGGUUACAUAUUUAUUAGCAGAAAACUUUUAAAUGCAAAACACUCAGAGAAAUCACCAUCUUCUACAGAAAACAAGCAUGAGGCCAAGAGGAGGCGAACAGAGAGAGUUAGGAGAGAGAAGAUAAAUUCUACAGUAAAUAAAGAUUUAGAAAACAGAAAGAGGUCUCGAAGUAACAGCCAUUCAGAUCAUAUCAGACGAGGAAGAGGAAGACCUAAAAGUGCAUCUGCCAAAAAACAUGAGGAAGAAAGAGGAAUAGCCCAGAUACCUGGAAGAAAGUAUCUAAUAUGUGAAAGGCUGAGACUAAAUCAAAAGGUAUGAAGAAAUAACUUAGAGAAAACAAGUCUUUGCUUGGAAAAGAAAAAAAAUCAAAACUAUCAUUAAUAAUCUUUAGCAAAAGAAGAUAUAAUCAUGUAACUAGACCAAAUAAUAUUUGAAAGGCAAUUACAGAGGUCAAAAAGGCACCUGAGGAACUUCAAAAUAUAAACUUGAAAAUAUUCAGAAGCACCCAAAGCAUAUAUGAUUCUCAGAAAUGAAAAACCUUAAUAGAAAAUUUAAAGAUAAAAUUGAAGAAAAGUUCUAGAAAGGAUAGUAAUAAGAAAAGAGGUUAAAAAAAUAAGAUGGAAAAGAUAGUAAAUUCUCAGGUCUAACAUCUAUAAAUAAUCAGUUUCAAAAAGGAAAAAAACCCUAAAAAAUACAAAAGAUGGAGGAGAAGGAAGUCUUCAAUGAAACAAUUCAAGAAAUGUUCCCAAACCUGAAGGACCUUGAGUUUCUAUAUUAAGAGAACCUGUGAAAUUCCCAAUCUAAAGGAUGGUUAAAAAUAGAAAUGAUACCUCAGUGUUUCUUCAUAUUAUAUAUCUCUAGAAAGAGAAAAAUCAUUUAGGUUUUCAGAAAAAGGAAAGAAUCAAAAUGAUAUUGGAAUACAGUGAAAUAUUGCCUAGCAAGGAACAAAUUAUUAUUAUAUUAAUACCAUUGAUGAAAGAAGCUAGACACAAGAGAACAUAUUAUAUGACGCCAUUUAUAUAAAGUUUAGUAAGAGAAUUUUAUGGAAAUGGAAAUCAGUACAGUGGUUACUGGUGGGCUUAGGAAGGGACUAACUAUAAAAGCAUGAGGGAUUUUCUGGAGUAAAAGAAAUUUUGUAUAUCAUCAUUUUGUGGGUUAUAUGAGUAUGUAUUUAUCAGAACUCAUUAGUUGUCUUCUUAAUGUAUUUGUGUAUUUCACUGUUAUGUAACUUUAGUGAUAAUUUAAAAAAAUAACUAUAAAAAAGUUUUGAAAAAAGAUUCAAUUCAGGGAAAACAAUGUGCAAGAAGAGUGAAAUCAUUCACAUAGUCACUGAAAAAUGGGUGUUACUGAAAUUGCAAUUCAUAAUGAGAAGGUGAGGGCACAAAACCAGAGUGUUUGUGGUGGGAACAGGAGAUGCAAAACAAAAAAAAUCCUAAUUUUUCAUGGUGGAAACUGAAUAUGUAAUGUCUAAACCAAUAAUUGAAUUAGCAUCUUCUAAAAAAAUUAGAGAUAGAUAUGUUUUUGUAAAAACAAAGAGAAGUAACUGAAAAAAAAAAUCAGUAGUUGCAUCUGGAAAGUGGGAAAUUUGCAUGGAGGGAUGGAUGGACUUCUUUUUUUUGGUAACAAGUUUUGUAAAAUAAUUUGACUAAAUUAUUUGCAUGUUUAAUUUUGAUUGAAAUGUCAAAAUAACAAAAUCAUAGUACAAGCUGAAAAGGGCACUUGGAAAAAACAUCCAGCAAGAUGUUUAUUGUGGUUUUGGCUGGCUCAUAAUUUAAUAGGUGGUUUUAUCUUUAUUUUUCAAAUUCUCAAUUUUAUUUUUUUGUGGUAUUAGGGAUUGAACCUAGUAAUGUUCUGCGUUUGAGCUACAUUUUUAUUUUGUAUUGAGAUAGGUUCUCAUUAGGUGAAGCUGGCCUUGAAUUUGGCAAUCUUCCUGUCUCAGCAUCCUGAGUCACUAGGAUUACAAGCAUGAUCCACCAUGCCCACCUUGUUUUUCAGAUUUUCUUACUGUGAACUUGGAUUUCAUCUGUAAUGAGGAGGGGAAGGGUGGAAAUAAAUGUUGUUCUUGUUUUCUAUAGCAGGGCUAUAAGGUGACAAUAUUAAUAUAUUAUCAUUGAUGUUCAGAAAUAAACAUCUAGGGUUAGAAAUUUUGAUUGAACUCAUAGUAGUGAGGAAAAAGAAAUAGAUGAGAUUCUUAUAGAAAUGAUGUAGCUAUUGGACUGUGUGUGUAUAGAAAGAGUCUCCAUUUCAAUACCUUUGUGUAAUUUAAAAAAAAAUUAGUACCAUAACACUAAACAUAUUGUACAAUUAUGUAUAAUAUUUAUUGUCAUUAAAAGAAAUACUUGAAAGCUUUAUAAU